Coregonus sp. 'balchen' is the source of this 2983-nucleotide messenger RNA. The record is from the annotation of a GenBank genome assembly. NCBI's taxonomy places the organism in Eukaryota, Metazoa, Chordata, Actinopteri, Salmoniformes, Salmonidae.
AUGCAGAUAAGCGAUGGCCCCAGUUACUCCCCUGUCUUUGUGGCCCCGUCCAACGGUAUCCACCGGUCGGCAGGAUUCGUCCCCGGCAGGGUCGUACCCGUCCGCUCCCCACCUCCGACCAAGGCCCCACCCCAUCCCUCCCUGAAGCCCAUUGGCACGCCUCCUGAGCGCCGGGCGACCUUUAGCCUAUCAGAGGAAGGCCAGCGCCUAGAGCGUGCUCAGAGUCUGAGGAAGAAUACCUUAAUCUGCUUCGGUGUCUCCCUGGGGGCCUUCUUCCUCUCGCUCAUCCUCAUCCUCAGCCUCACCAGUGGAGACGUGUUGGACGGUGAGUGUGUGUUUGUCUGUGAGUAUGAGAGUGUCAUGAGCUGUUAAUACUGACCUGGCUAAGGUACUUAGGCCCAUUGCUCCACAGGAAUCAUAGACUGAACUAUAGUCAAUGACCUAUCAUACCCUGUUUUGCUCUAUCUAUGUGCUAUGUCAGUGAUGUUGUCUUUGAUUGGUCCUGUCUGUGUGUACAGAGAACUGUCCAGACCACAGCUCCUCCCUGAGCAGCUGGAACCCAGGUCACAACCCAGAGAAGGCCAUGGUCGUUCGGAGGGGAGAUCUGUUUCGAUUGGACUCUUCUGCCACCUUAUACUCCCUAACCAUCCAAUCAGGAGGUAGGUUAGGUCCUCUCUCUGGUCUGAUUGCUGUUUCCGGCUAGGUCAGAAGUACAAUGCAUUCGGAAAGUAUUCAGACCCCUUCACUUUUUCCACAUUUUGUUACGUUACAGCUUUAUUCUAAAAUGGAUUCAGUAGUUUUUUUCCCCUCAUCAAUCUACACACAAUACCCCAUAAUGACAAAGCAAAAACUGGUUUGUAGAAUUUUUUGCAAAUUUAUAACAAAUAAAACACUGAAAUAUCACAUUUACAUAAGUAUUCAGACCCUUUAAUCAGUACUUUGUUGAAUCACCUUUAGCAGCGAUUACAGCCUUGAGUCUUCUUGGUUAGGAUGCUACAAGCUUGACACACCUGUAUUUGGGGAGUUUCUCCCAUUCUUCUUUGCAGAUCCUCUCAAGCUCUGUCAGGUUGGAUGGGGAGUGUCGCUGCACAGCUAUUUUCAAGUCUCUCCAGAGAUGUUCGAUCGGGUUCUGGCUGGGCCACUCAAGGACAUUCAGAGACUUGUCCCGAAGCCACUCCUGCUUUGUCUUGGCUGUGUGCUUAGGGUCGUUGUCCUGUUGGAAGGUGAACCUUCGCCCCAGUCUGAGGUCCUGAGCGCUCUGGAGCAGGUUUUCAUCAAGGAUCUCUCUGUACUUUGCUCCAUUCAUCUUUUCCUCGAUCCUGACUAGUCUCCCAGUCCCUGCCGCUGAAAAACACAUCCCCACAGGAUGAUGCUGCCACCACCAUGCUUCACUGUAGGGAUGGUGCCAGGUUUCCUCCAGACGUGACACUUGGCAUUCAGGCCAAAGAGUUCAAUCUUGGUUUCAUCAGACCAGAGAAUGUUGUUUCUCAUGGUAUGAGAGUCCUUUAAGUGCCUCUUGGCAAACUCGAAGUGGGCUGUCAUGUGCCUUUUAUUGAGGAGUGGCUUCCGUCUGGCCACUCUACCAUAAAGGCCUCUUUGGUGGAGUGCUGCAGAGAUGGUUGUCCUUCUGGAAGUUUCUCCCAUCUCCACAGAGGAACUCUGGAGCUCUGUCAGUGUGACCAUCGGAUUCUUGGUCACCUCCCUGACCAAGGCCCUUCUCCCCAGAUUUCUCAGUUUGGCCGGGCGGCCAGCUCUAGGAAGAGUCUUGGUGGUUCCAAACUUCUUCCAUUUAAGAAUGAUGGAGGCCACUGUGUUCUUGGGGACCUUCAAUGCUGCAGAAAUGUUUUGGUGCCCUUCCCCAGAGCUGAUCCUCGACACAAUCCUGUCUCGGAGCUCUAUGGACAAUUCCUUCAACCUCAUGGCAUAGGUUUUGCUCUGACAUGCACUGUCAACUGUGGGACCUUAUAUAGACAGGUGUGUGCCUUUCCAAAUCAUGUCCAAUCAAUUGAAUUUACCACAGGUGGACUACAAUCAAGUUGUAGAAACAUCUCAAGGAUGAUCAAUGGAAACAGGAUGCACCUGAGCUCAAUUUCGAGUCUCAUAGCAAAGGGUCUAAGUACUUAUGUAAAUAAGGUAUUUCUGUUUUUUGUUUUUAAUACAUUUGCAAAAAUGUGUCAACCUGUUUUCGCUUUGUCAUUAUGGGGUGUUGUGUGUAGAUUGACUAGGAAGAAAAAUAAUUUAAUCAAUUUUAGAAUAAGGCUGUAACGUAACAAAAUAGUCAGAGCAUGCAAUAUUUGGCACUGGGUUCCGAGAUGAAGUUGAGGAUAAUGUCUUUCUCAAUAAAGUAACAUUAAGAACAUAGGCUCUGCAGAACGGAUUGUUUUUAUGUUUUAUAAUUUAUAUUUGUCUCCACACAGGCCGAGUGGUCUUUGCAGACAAUACUGAGGGCUCCAAAAACAUCACUCUCAGGACGCGCCAUGUGCUGAUUGAAGAUGGGGGUUCGCUGCACAUCGGUGCCCCCAAAUGCCGCUACCGCUCCCAGGCCACAAUCGCCCUGCUGGGCCGUUCGGACGAGAAGUCUGUAGCUGAAGUACCGGAAUUGGGACGGAAGUUCAUCGGGGUGCGUGGAGGUGCAACCCUGGAGAUUCACGGGAUGGAGAGGCUGUCGUGGACCCUCCUGACCCGCAGCGUUCCCUCCUCUGGCCUAGCCACGGGGGGCUAUGCCUUCCAGCGCAACUUUAGCCGUGGCAUCAACCUGCGUGUGGUGGACCAGGACACGGCCAGUGUGCUGUUCAGCGAGCGCUACGACACGCACGAGUCACGCAACGACAGCCGCCGGCUCACGCAGCUGCUCCAGUCGCUGCCUGCGAGGCGCAUCGUCACGCUGGCCGUGGGAGACUCGGCUGUCAAGAGCCUGCUGGACGAGACCAAGAGAACCAUCCAGAGCCUGCUUGGUAGUACGUACGUCCAUGAUCUCAAAUAC